AUGGAUCAGAACAGCAACCCCCGAAGUCCUGCUCGAAAGGAUUCCCGAGCCAGUCUUCGACCGGAGAUAACCCAUCGGGAGAAGCCCACCUCCAGCAAUCCCAUUGAUAGGAUCAAGGCCGCGGAGGGUAUCGCCCCCAGCAAUGCAGGCGCAAGGACUCCCAGGUCCAAUAUGAACGCGGAGUCUUCCCAGCGUCGGAGCUCAACCUCUCAUGGGGGCAACACCCAGCCAAGUACCCCUACAUCCGAGAGGGAUAAUACUCGCCGGCGACGCAGAGUGAGCUUCAGCGCUGACACGAGGGACAACGAGCCGAUCACGUCUCCGAAGCCAGAUGACUAUUUCGAGCAAACCUAUACCAGGGACAUUCCAGGCGGCAGGGAGCAUGUGCACAUAUCCACGAGAACUUCAACCCUGCCACCGCAGAGAAGCUCGUCGAGUAGGGUGGAGGCUGAUGAACUUCAGAAUAUCGCAUCGAGCUUGAAGAGAGCUAGUAUUGCGAUCAACCGGAUGCAAGCGCAUACGAUAGACAGAGAUGCUCAGCCCAAACCCACUUUGAGAAGGAGAGGUUCUAUGAGAGAUAUCAAUCGUGAGAGGAGCCAGGCGGCGCCCAGUUCGCCCGCUGAGAGGAGCGUCCACGAGCGUCGGAUGGAGAAUCGUCACAAGGAGCAGGGACAGCCCGCGUCGUCCUCGCCAGCUGAAAGGACCCACGAGCGCCGGAUUGACAACCCGAAAGCUUGCUUCAGUGAGCUUUCAAAGCAUAUGGCCGCUCUGGAGCGCAGCGUUGGUGACACCUCAGAAAAGACCCGGACCUUGGCAACUCAAUUGCAGGUCUGGGCUGCUAUUGGGCCUCGAGUCCAAGUCGGGGCGGAUCAGGUAGCUGCGCUGGAGAGGGAGCGACAGAAGCUUCUGGAAAUGCAGAAGGAGCUGCAGAAAUUCAACGACUCCAUCCAGCAGUACAGUUCUCACCUUAGUGAGUAUACUUCGGUAAUCCGUGCGACUGCGCGGGGGCCGUCUAAGGAGAGAGAGAGUAGCUCUCAGGAUAGGCGGCAGGGUACUCCUUAUCCUAGGGAGAAAGGUGGUUCUUCCUCUCGGGAGAAGGGUCAUUGA
Molecule: messenger RNA, 1107 nt
Organism: Aspergillus melleus
Lineage: Eukaryota; Fungi; Ascomycota; Eurotiomycetes; Eurotiales; Aspergillaceae
Exons: 1
Coding region: 1-1107 (368 amino acids)
Source: RefSeq, a predicted model, not a curated record